UGUUCAGACACUGGAAUUUGUCAGAUUAAUCAGAUAGGCCAAAGAAUUAACAUUAAAAAAAUACUGUGAGAGAUAAGGACUUUUUAAGUUUGGUUACGAGGCACAUAAUGAAUAGGUUCAAGUUAAUGCCUUCAGAACAGACAACAGUUACGUGGCUUUAAGGUAAACUAAACGGAUGAUGAGGAAUGGCACUGGUUAUUUAAAAGGAGAUAUGAAGAAAACUGUUGGAUAUAAAUACCUCUAGAACCAUAAGUUGCAAAGAAACACAAGACAAGACAGUUACAUGGCCUUAAAAAUGAAUGUGUGAGGCACAAAAUGGACAUUUUCUCCUUUCUUUAGAUAUAUCAAAAACUGCCUCUACAGGAGCAUUCUCCAAAACUGUAGACCAAGUUGUCUAUUGCAUUUAGCUGCGAAGGUGCAAGACGCAAGCUACCAGUGGUAGAACCUCUGCUAUCCUUGAUGCUGAGACUGAGCAAGAGAAAAGCUGGUAAUACCGGGGAGGGAGCAUGGGAGCAUACGUGUAAGGUGCUAUUUAUAUUUCUAUUGUGGUAUAAGGGUCUUUUAUAUGUAGGUCACUUCUUACAAAGUUUGACUAAUAUAUCAUGCUUAUGACCUAUUUCAUUUUUAUCAGAUUUAUUUAUUCCUAAUAAAAAUAAUAAUAAAGCCACAAAGAAUUGUAGUAAUAUUGUUUCUAUUUGUGAAUUUCAUGCAGGCAAUCCUGUACAGGUGACUCAAACUUCUGUUUCUUCUGAUCUUAAAGAACCUACUGCACUCAAGACUACCAAAAGAACACAGCCUAAUGGCUACUUUCCUACAAAUAAAUUGUGGGAUCCCUGAAGAAAUAGAAUGUUAAAAAUGUUUCAUGGUUGGAAGCAUGAGAAGGGGUCAAUAAUAACCCCUCUGCGCAUCCUGGUAAACACUACCUUUCUGUCUGGGCUUCGAUAAUUUGCACUAAAAUUCCUCAACGAGAGAAUUCUUCAGCAUGGGCAAAAGCAAUGAGUAAAAUACUUAGUGAUGUAAUACUUUUUCUAAUCUAAUUAGUCGAUGUUGCUGUCUAAUAGCACUUUGAAGCUCAGUUAUCUUGCAGAGAAAUAAUACUGGAGUAUAGCAAGUAAUUGCCAUUUUGAGUGCAAAACUAGCUUAUUUUUCAUUGUGGAGCAUAACAAGUGCUCCUUUGUUCUUUUUGUUCACAAUUUGUAACUUUUGUUAAUGGGAGCCCAGUCACAUUCAGCAAACUGGGAAGACAUUAGGAGUGGUAAAUGCUUUGGGGGUCUGCAGAAGCGCCUCAUGUGAUACCUUCUAUUCUCAGCAUAGGUUAAAAUUAGAACUAGACUGACAUUGCAGUGGAGUCUGAGUGAGAGUUCUAAAUGGUUUUGGUAGUACAGACAAGAUUCGUAAUUUAUCUCUGCUCUUGCCCAGAAAGCAAUGAGUCACAGGAAAUCCUUGAAAACACCAGAUAAUUGAGGAAUAGAGGACUUCAAAACUUGAGGCUGUUGAUUUUUUUUUUUAAAUGUGGAUCCUGACACUCAGCAGGUCUACAAGGAGAUUCAAGGAGAGAUCUGAAGAAUUUAAAAAGCCUUUUUUUAAAGCUGAUACAUGCGCUGAUGCAUCGAGCCUGAAAUUCACCGUCAGAUUCCUGUGGCUGAAUCUGAACAUGCAAGGAUCAUGACUGAAACUGCAGUUUGUGUUGGGACAUUCACUGCUGUGAAGGCACUGUGGGAAGUGAGAAUACACAAGAUAAAUGAAGAAUUACAGAAAGAAAAGGAAUUCAGACAGAGGUCUGCAGGAAGGCUACUCCUUGUCUGGGAGGAGAGGGCUGCUUUAGCAAAGCUCAAAGAAAAAGUUAUUCAUGAAGAUGGAAGAGCAAUUUUAAGGAUAGAGGAAGAAGAAUGGAAGACUCUACCUUCAUGUUUAUUGAAACUAGUCCAUCUCCAGGAAUGGCAGCUUCACAGAACUAAUUUGCAGAAAAUUCCUCAGUUCAUUGGAAGAUUUCACAAUCUUGUUGUUCUGGAUCUAUCCCGGAACUCAAUUGAAAGUGUACCUAAAGAAAUUGGCCAGCUGACUGGCCUCCAAGAGCUGCUUCUCAGUUACAAUAGAAUAAAGUCUGUUCCUAAGGAAAUAAGUAACUGCGUCAGCCUGGAAAGAUUGGAACUGGCUGUCAACAGGAGUAUCAGCGAUCUUCCGCCUCAGCUCAGUGAUUUAAAGAAGCUUUCACACAUAGAUUUGUGCAUGAAUCAGUUCACUACCAUCCCUUCCGCUCUCCUCAACAUGCCAAAUCUAGAAUGGUUAGAUAUGGGGGGAAAUAAACUCCGGGAGCUUCCUGAUGCAAUUGACAGAAUGGAAAAUCUCCACACGUUAUGGCUCCAAAGGAAUGAGAUCAACUCUUUGCCAGAAACCAUUGCUAAUAUGAAAAACCUUAGUACUCUUGUUCUUAGCAACAACAAACUUAAGGAUAUUCCAGCUUGCAUGAAGGACAUGAGAAAUCUGAGAUUUGUCAACUUCAGAGACAACCCACUGGAGUUAGAGGUAAUGCUCCCUCCAUGUGAGAAUACAGAAGAAGAGGAGCAACAGGAAAUGUUUGGCAUUGAAUUCAUGCACAUGUACAUCCAGGAGUCACUCAAGAAAAAAGGUAUGGAUUUUUUAUUAACUCUAAUCCCUCUGGCAUACAGUGAGGAAGGGAAGGAUAAACUGGAUAAAAGAAAGCUAGGAUAUGUAUACAAAUGAAACAUGAAUUAAUCUU
This is a messenger RNA of Egretta garzetta (little egret), 2740 nucleotides long. It is a transcript of the gene LRRC39, whose product is annotated as leucine rich repeat containing 39. The record is from RefSeq and is a predicted model, not a curated record. The coding region runs from base 1666 to 2724 and encodes 352 amino acids. The transcript has 10 exons. Gene Ontology annotation, molecular function: protein binding. NCBI's taxonomy places the organism in Eukaryota, Metazoa, Chordata, Aves, Pelecaniformes, Ardeidae.